AUUUUAUUGUGCUGCAGUAGGAACCUUUAGAAUGGUACAUGUGUUGCCGGCGGAGCUCCUUGUAUGGUGCACACAUAUGGGAUUUUCAUACAUGCAUAGCUAAAUACUCUAAAUAUAUUUGAAAAUCCAACGCUUCGAGCAGAAGAAAGAACAGAGCGAUUUAUUUGUGUUAUCAGAAGAUUCAAGCCUCAGCUAUGGCAGAGGAAUCAACUGGAACAGAAACAACCAGAAUACUGGAAAACGAGAAAAACACGGAUGGCCAGAGCGGCGAGGACCCCAAAACAACAGCCCAAAAAGCUGACACUCCUACCAAUGCUAAAAAACACAAGAAGAAGAAAAGGAAAACAGGUGAUGGAAAAGAUAAUCAACAGAAAGGGGUAAAAAGCAACGAGGAAACACCCAAACAAGAGACCACAGAACUGACUCCUGAUGAGCAGCUGAGUCGAGAGUUGGAUUGGUGCAUCGAACAGCUCGAGCUCGGCCUGAGAACGCAAAAAACCUCCAGCAAACAACGGGAAGAAGCGAGCCGCGCUCUGAAGACGUUACACAGCUCCAAAGCUCCCCUGGUGAAGAAGAGGCAGGUAAUGCGAGCGGUCUCUGGAGACUACAGGAAGAAGAUAGAAGAGGAAAGAGCCAGACAGUUCAAACUCAUACAGUCAGCAGUGACCUCCGCCCGGGUCACCAGUGUCUCUGAGAGCAAACCAGUGUUUCACCGGCGAGCACACCCCACAAACAAAACAGACAAAUCUCAAGAGACGCACGCACUGCAAGGACCCCAGGAGACAAAUGAACACACAAAGACUGAUGGAGACACAAAACCUUUUGUUUUCACUAAAACACAUGAAGAGUUUUGCUUUAACUUCAGCUUAUGAUUCGACACUGUAACAUCAACCAACAGGAUUGGUGCCUUAAGUAGAUGCAGAGUCAGAUAUUUUCUAUUGCAUAAUUUUGCGAUAUGUUCUCUAUGCAUUUUAUUAAGCAUGCAUUAUUGCUAGAUUUCGCUUUGUUGUAAUGUUCAAAAUGUUCAUAGAAUACACUAGAGUAAAAAAUCCAAAUAAAUUAAUUAU
Sinocyclocheilus grahami is the source of this 1067-nucleotide messenger RNA. It is a transcript of the gene cunh8orf33, whose product is annotated as chromosome unknown C8orf33 homolog. The transcript has 6 exons. Lineage: Eukaryota; Metazoa; Chordata; Actinopteri; Cypriniformes; Cyprinidae. The record is from RefSeq and is a predicted model, not a curated record. Bases 195 to 872 code for a protein of 225 amino acids.